This is a messenger RNA of Mus caroli (Ryukyu mouse), 310 nucleotides long. RefSeq names its product family with sequence similarity 240 member B (gene Fam240b). NCBI's taxonomy places the organism in Eukaryota, Metazoa, Chordata, Mammalia, Rodentia, Muridae. The record is from RefSeq and is a predicted model, not a curated record.
CAGAAACCAGGACACUUGCCUUUCUUUACACCCUAGCAGGAUAUCAGUUCACCUGCCGAUUCAUCUUUAAGGGAUGAACAGCCAGUACAUGCGCAGGGAAGUCUUCUGCUGCGAGACCUGCGAUGAGCUCAAAAGCUUCUGGGAAAAGGAGAUUCACAAACAGACUUGUUACCGAGAACUGGAAGAAGAUCGCCAGGGGAGAAGCGCUCUGAGAAAGCUUAGAGAAGAAUGGAAGGAGAGGCUGGAGAAGAGGCUGAGAAUGCUGGAUAAUCCUGAUGACAAGGAAAAGCAGGCUAACCCUGAGAACUGA